Vanessa tameamea is the source of this 1685-nucleotide messenger RNA. Its product is annotated as homeobox protein SIX6-like. The record is from RefSeq and is a predicted model, not a curated record. Gene Ontology annotation, molecular function: DNA-binding transcription factor activity, RNA polymerase II-specific; RNA polymerase II cis-regulatory region sequence-specific DNA binding. Lineage: Eukaryota; Metazoa; Arthropoda; Insecta; Lepidoptera; Nymphalidae. The transcript has a single exon. Gene Ontology annotation, biological process: regulation of transcription by RNA polymerase II. Bases 238 to 1062 code for a protein of 274 amino acids. Gene Ontology annotation, cellular component: transcription regulator complex; nucleus.
GCGGGGGGGCCGCGCCCCGCUUCCCUCGUUAAACGCGCCCGCCGGAUACGCGCCGCGGCGCGGUUGAAAGCUAUCCGGCCCCCGGGCGGGAGGCGCGCGCGAUUGGCCGCCGCGUCGAGCGCACCGUAACCGAUAGCCAAUCGCUCGCGGCCCCGAGCACGCCCCCCCGGCCGAUCCCGGCGCGCGCUCGGUCGCCGGCUCAAACGGCGCGCGACUCCGGCGCGCACACUCGCACCGAUGCGCGGCUCCUGGGACGAGUCCACGACGGCGGCGCUGCACGCGCGCAUCCUGGAGGCGCAUCGCGGGCCCGCCGCGGCCGAUCGCGCCGCCGAGCCCGCAGCUUGCGCCGACCCGCCUGCACCGCUUACGCUCGGCUCGCUCGAGCUGGCUGCUCCGACACCACUGCUGCCGCUGCCCACGCUCUCCUUCAGCGCCGCUCAGGUGGCCACCGUCUGCGAGACGCUAGAGGAGAGCGGGGACGUGGAGCGGCUGGCGCGUUUCCUGUGGUCGCUCCCGGUCGCACACCCCAACGUCGCCGAGCUGGAACGCUGUGAGGCCGUGCUUCGGGCGCGGGCAGUUGUCGCCUUCCAUGCGGGACGACAUCGCGAGCUCUACUCUAUUCUCGAGCGACACCGGUUCCAGCGCUCGAGCCACGCGAAGCUUCAGGCGUUGUGGCUGGAAGCGCACUACCAGGAAGCGGAGCGACUUCGCGGUCGCCCGCUCGGGCCUGUCGACAAGUACCGGGUGCGGAAGAAGUUUCCUCUUCCGAGGACAAUUUGGGACGGCGAGCAGAAGACUCACUGUUUCAAGGAGCGAACGAGGUCGCUCCUGCGGGAGUGGUAUUUACAAGAUCCUUAUCCAAAUCCAACGAAAAAACGUGAACUCGCAGCGGCUACAGGACUGACACCAACUCAGGUGGGCAACUGGUUCAAGAACCGACGACAGCGAGACCGCGCGGCAGCCGCCAAGAACCGCUCCGCAGUGCUCGGCAGAGGGUUCGCGUCUUCCUCCACCUACGACGAGGACUCGGCUGACUCGGAGAUCAACGUGGACGAGGAGUAGCGAGUUGGCCAGUUCACAGACUGAUAGUGUAAAUAUAACCGGUGACGACUCGGUCGCGCCGUCGGACGUCUCAGUGCGGUUUCGGCAUGGACCUGUCUCGAGCAGCUAGUCACGGGUUCCGUGAUGUAUGUGAUGUUGAGGCGAUGUAAAGUUCACUAGGUAUUAUUGUCCUUGUGUGUUGAGCGAGUGCUUGAAGCUAUGUCGGCAUUUCAGCAUCAGGUAUGUACAAGUUCAGUGAAUUCAGAGAUCGUCUCGAUGACGUAGAGUUCCGUUCGUGAUGAACUUCAAUGAGGAUAAGACAGGGUUGAUUUAUAGAUUUAAUUUCGGUGGCGAGUUCUCACCCACGCGUCAGUAAAUAGUUUAUUUAUUAAAUAAUCCACAAUUUAUUUAUCUUAGAUAAUAUCUAUAUCGUCUGAGGCAUUUAUCCAAAUUUUUAUUCGCUACCAUUUUGUAUUAACGAAGAGAAUUUAUUUAUCAAAAUAUGUUUUACUUGUAAUAUAUUAUUAAUCUGUAGAUAAUUUCGUGGUAUAUAGUACGUAUUACUAUAGAAGGCUUGUACCUGACGUAUUUGACUUCGAUUUAUUAGACGGCUAGGUUCUAAUUGUACGUUGUAACAAGAAAUG